Messenger RNA from Pelodiscus sinensis (Chinese soft-shelled turtle), 945 nucleotides. Its product is annotated as olfactory receptor 5J3-like. NCBI's taxonomy places the organism in Eukaryota, Metazoa, Chordata, Testudines, Trionychidae. Gene Ontology annotation, molecular function: G protein-coupled receptor activity; olfactory receptor activity. The record is from RefSeq and is a predicted model, not a curated record. Gene Ontology annotation, biological process: G protein-coupled receptor signaling pathway. Gene Ontology annotation, cellular component: membrane.
AUGGCAAACCGAGCACAUGGAAACAAAACAUCCAUCACAGAGUUCAUCCUACUAGGAUUCCAGACUCUUCCAGAACUGCAAUUUUUUCUCUUCCUGCUCUUUCUAGUGACCUACAUUGUAACUGUGGCUGGGAACCUCCUCAUUUUGGCACUAGUGGUGGCGGAUCACAACCUCCACACCCCCAUGUACUUCUUCCUGGGCAACUUGUCCUGCCUGGAGACCUGCUACAGCUCCAUCAUCCUGCCCAAGAUGCUGGCCGGGCUCCUGACCGGGGUCCAAUCAAUUUCCUUCAGUGGGUGCCUCACCCAAUAUUAUUUCUUUGGUUCACUGGUCGGCACUGAAUGCUUUCUCUUAUCGGUGAUGUCUUAUGACCGGUAUCUCGCGAUAUGCCACCCACUGCGUUACACAGCCCUCAUGAGGGGCAGGGACUGGCUGCGGCUGGCAGGUGGCUCGUGGAUAGGGGGCUUCCUAGGUAAUGGCAUAGCAACAUUUUCUUUAUCCCUGUUAACUUUCUGUGGCCCCAAUACUAUUGACCAUUUCCUCUGUGAUCUUGACCCUCUGAUACGUCUUUCCUGCAAUGACUCUCAGAUGAUGGAAACUCUGGUUUUCAUAUUCAUCUUGAUUUUCUCACUGGUCCCGUUCCUGCUCACUGUGACGUCCUACAUCUGCAUCAUCGCCACCAUCCUGAGGAUCCCUUCCACCAGGGGCCGGCAAAAGGCCUUCUCUACCUGCUCCUCCCACCUCAUCGUGGUGACCAUUUACUAUGGAACGCUGCUCAUUGUCUACAUGUUCCCAACCACUGACCUCCUGGGAGACUUCCAGAAAGUUGUCUCUAUCAUCUACACGGUCCUGACUCCUCUUGUCAAUCCCCUCAUCUACAGCCUGAGAAACAAAGAGGUCAAGGAUGCCCUGAGGAAAGUUAGGAAGAAAUUCAUGUUUGGAUGA